This is a messenger RNA of Oppia nitens, 968 nucleotides long. RefSeq names its product retinol dehydrogenase 13-like. Lineage: Eukaryota; Metazoa; Arthropoda; Arachnida; Sarcoptiformes; Oppiidae. The coding region runs from base 10 to 942 and encodes 310 amino acids. The record is from RefSeq and is a predicted model, not a curated record. The transcript has 3 exons.
AAUAAUUUUAUGGCAAAAUUUGCCGUAUUCUGGGAAUUACCGCAAACUGUGUUCCGAUUGAAACGUCGAUUUCAUGGUAACCGUAGACUUGAUGGACAGAUAGUUGUGAUAACUGGUGGCAGUUCAGGUAUCGGUAAAGAGACAGCCUAUCAGAUGUCACUGAGAGGACCAAAGAUUAUAAUCGGUGCCAGAAAUAUGGAAAAAGCCGACGAAGCCAUCAAAGAGAUUAACGGAAGAAACCCGAAGGCAAACAUAACGGCAUUGAAAUUGGAUUUGUCUUCACUCAAGUCUGUCCGUGAGUUUGCCCGACAAGUGGCCGAACAGGAAACUACUGUCGAUGUCCUCAUCAAUAACGCCGGUGUUCCCCUUCCGUGUCCUGAACUGCGUUCACCCGACAACUUUGAGUUGCAGUUGGCAUCAAAUUAUUUGGGUCAUUAUUUAUUGACUUUACAUUUACUACCGUUAAUGAAACGGUCGCCCAAUGCUCGGAUAAUAAAUGUAGUGACCAGUGGCUAUGUUUUUGGACAGAUAUUUAUGGAUAAUAUAAAUCUGGAUAAAGGUGCUUACGGUUCAAUGAAGGCACACCUACAGAGCAAACUAGCGCUCGUACUGUUUACCCGUGAACUGGCCCGUCGGUUAGGUGGCACCGAAAGUACCGUUAAAACCUAUUGUUUGAAUCCAGGGGGUGUUAACGCCCGGAGCACUGGAAACGUGUUUCUCGAUUUUAUCAAACGGUUGUUUAUGUUGAACAUUGAUAUGGGUCCACAAACCUAUCUAUAUUGUGCCUUAGAUGAACAGUUGGAUAAAGAGUCGGGACGUUAUUAUGAUAACUGUAGUCGUGUUGAUCGUAUGGCCAGUCAGGCGACCGACGAUAAGCUGGCGCUCGACUUAUGGAAACUGACCACAGAUUUGGUUCAACUCGAAGACAGUCUUAAACUUUAAUUUAAAAUUUUGUUUUUUUAAUUUAU